This is a messenger RNA of Coccomyxa subellipsoidea C-169, 2867 nucleotides long. RefSeq lists its product as hypothetical. The transcript is spliced from 13 exons. NCBI's taxonomy places the organism in Eukaryota, Viridiplantae, Chlorophyta, Trebouxiophyceae, Coccomyxaceae. Gene Ontology annotation, cellular component: endoplasmic reticulum. The record is from RefSeq and is a predicted model, not a curated record. Gene Ontology annotation, molecular function: lipid binding. Bases 1 to 2034 code for a protein of 677 amino acids.
AUGGGAUUAUUCAGCAAGAAGAAAAAGAAAGAUCGGACGUAUCGCAGCGAGGAGGCCAAGGAUGAUCCGGAUCCCGACUUUAAGAAGAAGAAAGAUCCAUAUCUCAUCAUCGGGGAUGCCCCGCCGAAGCCAUUUUUCGCUGGCGCGGGCCUGUCUUCCAACACAACCUACCAGGUUCAGAGGGGUCGAUCAGGGGACCAAGGAGAGGAGAAACCAGGUGUGCCCGGGCCAGUCAAGCCGGUGAUCCCAGACCGGCCGGGCAAGGUGGUGCACGUGCUCAAGCUGCUGCAGGCAGCGUGCGUCGUCUAUGUGGUGUUUCUUGCGCUGUUCAUCAAGUGGCUGAAGCCCCAACCCUUAACCCUGUUCAGCUCCAUUCUGCUGGGCAUCGCCCUGGGCAUCGGCUACAGCUUCCUGCACCAGUACUACCGGACCCGCCAGAACCAGCUCAGCGAGCUGCUGAACUUGGUCCCGGGGCGGAAGGGGCUUAGGACUGCACUGGGGGAAGUGCCCUCGUGGGUGGCCUUCCAGGACAAGGAGAAGGUUGAGUGGCUGAACCGCAUGCUGCAAGGCAUGUGGCCGUACUACGACAAGGCGAUCGGGGCGGCCAUAAAGGAGGCGGUGGAGCCCAUGAUGGAGCAGUACAAACCGCCAGGCCUCAUCAAGAAGAUCUACUUUGCCAAGCUGACCUUUGGUGAUGCGCCCAUGCGCAUCGACAACGUCUGGGUUGAAGACGAGGGGGACCAGCACGUGCUGCUGGAGGUGGCGUUCAGGUGGGCAGGGGAUGCAAACAUCGCCAUCGCCAUAGAGCUGCCGGCGGGCGGCGAGCAAACGCGGCUGGUGCCCAAGGUGACAGACCUGCAAGUGGCCGGCGUUGCGCGAGUCAUCCUCAGCCCGCUCGUCCCGGUCAUCCCCGGCUUUGGCGCAGCCGUCAUCGCGCUCAGGAAGCCGCCGCUGAUCCGGUUCAAGCUGGACUUUGGCAAGGCGUUUGGCGGCAGCCUGGUGGCCAAGCCUAUCCGGCUGUGGCUGGACCCCUUCAUCCGCGAAACGCUGUCCAACAUGAUCGUCUGGCCCAAUCGCAUCGUCGUCCCCAUGCUGCCCGAGGAAGCCACCGGCUCACUCGACCACCUCUACCUGCGGCAUGUGGGUCUGCUGGUGGUGCACGUGGCGCAGGCGCGCGACCUGAAGAAGGUGGACACCAUCGGCAAGUCCGACCCCUUCGUGGAACUCCACACGCAGCCCAACGCCGUAGCCAAGACGGAGGUGCAGAAGCGGACGCUGACGCCCAAGUGGGAGGAGGACAAGUGGCUGCUGGUGCAGGAGCCCAAGACGCAGAUCAUGCGCGUGCAGGUCUUCGACCACGACGUCGUCAACCUCAAGGAGCUCAUCAGCAUCAACGUGGUGAAGGGCAUCAAGGACACGGUGGGUGCCAGGACCUUCCUGGGCCGCGCUGCCAUCCCCGUACGCCCCUUCGCCGACCGGCCGGGCGAGACCGUGCAGGACUGGUACGACCUGGGCAAGGGCGAGUGGUCCAACGAGGACGGCACGGGCAAGGGUGAGGGCCAGCUGGAGCUGAAGGUGACCUACUUCCCCUUCGAGCUGCUCUACAGCAAGCCUCGCGACGCAUCCCUGGGGGCGGUACUGGUAACACUGAAGAAGGUGUCAAAUCUGCCGGCGGCUGACGGCAACGGCACGAGCGACCCCUACGUGCGCUUUGAGCUAGAUGACCACAAGCGCACCUCCUCCGUCCAGCAGAAGACCCUCAACGGCUCCUGGAACGAGAAAUUUGAGUGGCUCUACGUGCCAGUGGUGGAGGUUUUGGAGGCGACUGUGUGGGACAAUGACCCGCUGAGCAACGACAACUGCCUGGGUGUGGUGGAAAUCGACAUCGCGCAGGACGUUGCCAAGGUGCCCGGCGGGCGCAUCUACAAGACCUGGUACCUCGAGGACGUGCCCAAGGACGUCAAGACGAAGAAGGUGCCGAGCGCAAACAUCACCAUGCAGGUCCAGUGGGUGCCGUUCGACUUCAGCAUGUGAGCGGCCCAACAGCGCUGUAUUAUCGCCAAUGCAGCAGUCCCAUAUACAAGAAGCCUAAGCCCUGAAGGAGCGAGCUCAGAUCUCUUUUCAUGAUGCUUCCCUGGAAGGGCAACAGACGAUGCAAAGGAGCAGACGGAUGCAUAUGUGAGAAUUGAGUCAUGCAUAUGGCUGUUACCAUGAGGGACACAGCAGCGGCGGGUAAGCAUGAAUGCUUCUGAGCGGUAGCCAUAUUUUAAUGAAUCGGCCGCACCCCGACAAAAAAUUCAUGGCGCAUGCGCAGUGAGCACUCAUGACCAAGGCUCCAUGCUCUCAAGAAGUUUUUUCUUCCUUGACAAGCAAGGCGGGCAAUCAAUAUAUAUAAGAGGUCUUUCGGGAAUGGGAUUUCCUUCAGCUGUGUAUAUGUUUAUCCAAGGGUGAUGCAGCACCAUGCUCGGGAGUCGAUUUCAUGUAGCUCAACAAAAGGUUCUUGUUUUGUAGCGACAUACACCAUAUGCACCACUUAUAGAAGCAGAGACCAAUGGAUGGUCAUAUUCAAGCUCUCGAGAGCACAUCUCACCAUUUGAAAUGUUAUCAAUCUUGCACUUACACUGUUCUGAAGGCGAUAUGCAACACCUGAAGUAUGAGCUCUUAUUCAACUUGUGUACACCACCAUGUGACAGUCCUGCCGUAUGUCUGCCCCAGUUUGAGAAAGUCUCCUGUCCUUGAGCAGUCUGCUGAUCAUUUGGAUUUCAAGUCUUCAUUUCUGUAAAGAGACCAUCUUUUGACAGUACUGAGAGAUCACCUUAAACAGUGGAGUCUGGCAAUCCAUGGCAGGUGUAAAAAUUGCACAUGCA